UUGCUUAAUUUGCAGACACUAAGUGUUGUCAAUGUAUAACAUUUAAUAGGGAUUAGUACAGUGCUCUGUAUGAGUAUGAAAAGUAUAAGAAAUUUAUCACAGUUUUCAAUACAUUAUUGAUACUUAAAAUUGCAACAUGUUUUCAAGAUUAAAAGGGUUUCUGAAUCGCCAUAAACGUAAAUUUAUUAUUGGAGGUGUUGUGAUAGGAGGAUUUGUUUUUAUUACGAGGUAUACUCAAAGGAAACUUUGGGAAUUGCAUGCAAAUCAAGUACGAGAAGUGAUAGAACGGUUAAGGAGGAAGCAACAUUUUGAAAGUACCGAGAGAACAUGUAAUCAAACAAUAUUAUCACUUGCCAUCAGUUUGAGGGAUUCCGUAUCAGAUGCUUUAAAUACCGAGGAAGUCCUAAACCAGCUCAGAAAUGGUUGUAACGUUAAAGUAGUUGCAUGGAACAAUUUGAAAGUCCUGGCAUUUUCAAGAUCUGCUGUACAUAUUUACGUAAAUGCUAUGCUGGUUGCUACGUUAAGAAUUCAGCUGAACUUGUUGGGAGGGUACUUGUUCAAAGAUUCUCAGAAUUUACAGGGUGCAAUUAAAAUAAAUGAGAUGAUACAACAGAGGUAUUUAUGUCUUUGCAUAUAUUUUAUGGAAGAGGGCGUGCAGAAAUUAAGUUCAUUUAUAAAAGAAAAAGUUGAAGAGGUAGUAGCAUCAAAAUCGCUCGCGGAAAAGCUAUCUGUAAGAGAUUUAGAACAGAUUUAUUGGGCUAUUGUGUCAUCAGUCUCGGCAGAUUCUUCUCGAGAACCUGUGAAAAAUUUGACAUCUUAUAUGUUACCACCAAACUGUGAAAGAGAAUCAGAAGGUAUUAUGUUAAAGCUGAUAAACGAAACUCUGGAUCUUUUAGAAAGUGAAGAAGUUCAGAAUCUAAUCCGUAACAGUGUCAGAAGUGGAUUCGUUUUAGCGAUAGAUCACAUCUCAGAAUAUUUUACUGAAACUAUUGCAAUGCCUAAUGGAUCCGCAUCAGUGCCAGCACCAUCGAAUCAAACGAACGAACCAUGUACAGAGUCAGUGGACAAUUCUAUGGAUGUUGCACGUUAUACCUAUGAAUUUGUAAACUUACAUAACAUCACUAUGCCACUGGCCAAAAUCAUUCCGAUCAUUCAUGGACAAGUUCAAAACAUUCAAACAAAAGGGGACAUUCCCUCUGAUUGGAUGGAGCGCCUUAUUCUAAAUGAUAAGCUCAAGAUUCUUGGAGCAAAUGUUUAUGAAGCAUUUAGUUUCUAAGUGCAUACACGAGUGUAAUAUUGUCAACGGGUAUUAGCACGAUAAAACAUAAACAGAGCCUUUAAACGUUAAUUCAACGAUUGAUUACCUUAAAAUGGUUAAAAUAAGUAAGAAGUUAUCACAUAUAAGUAAUUAGAAAUAAUGUUUUCUAAGAAGCAGUUAGGUGUUGGUUUUACUACGAAUAACAGUUCCUGUUCCCUCUGCAACAUCUUUAAAAGUGUAUCGGUACUAUGGAUAGUAGAUGCAAUUUUCAAUGCUAUGUAAGAAACAAUUAAGCAUGAAUUCUCCAAGAAAUUCAAUAAAAUAUGUCUUGUGAUAUAUUAAUAAAAUUAGUAUCCAAACAUUAUAAUAUAUUAUGACACUGUGGUAUCGCACUUUCUUUAAUUAUUCUAAUUGGUUUUCUUAUUGAUGUGUAAUAAAAUACAUUUUGCCAAAGGA
Orussus abietinus is the source of this 1714-nucleotide messenger RNA. It is a transcript of the gene Pex3, whose product is annotated as peroxisomal biogenesis factor 3. The coding region runs from base 137 to 1276 and encodes 379 amino acids. The record is from RefSeq and is a predicted model, not a curated record. The transcript has a single exon. Gene Ontology annotation, cellular component: peroxisomal membrane. Lineage: Eukaryota; Metazoa; Arthropoda; Insecta; Hymenoptera; Orussidae. Gene Ontology annotation, molecular function: protein-macromolecule adaptor activity. Gene Ontology annotation, biological process: protein import into peroxisome membrane.